AUGUCUGUCACUGAGCCGGAGUUUCGGCGUGCUUUGGCGGAUUUUGUCUCGAGGAUUGAUCAACUUGGUAAAACAGAACGAUGGACUCUGCACAAGUCGGACAUAGGGAUUUGCGCCAAGCAGUCCGUGAUGGUGAAAUGGCGAAAAGAAGCAGUGAACCGGCAAGUGCACGUCACCUACAACCCAGUAUACGGAGUCCCCGUGCUGUGGUUCAAUUUUUACCGACGAGACGGUACGCCUCUUACGAGCUCGGAAAUUAUGGAAAUGUCGAGCAACGAGGGGUCUUCGGAAGUCUCGCAGUAUAUAUCUCUGAAUGAACAUCCGAUUCUCGGCGUACUCUUCUAUAAUAUUCAUCCGUGUAAAACCAAAGAAAUACUCACUGAGCUUAAUGGGAAAGGGAACUAUAUUGCGAAAUGGUUGUCUGUAUACGGUGCUCCGAUUGGUGUCGCCCCGCCUGAUGCGUUAUUCACUUCGAAAGCACUUUCACAGCGCUCUGAAGACGCAUCACAAAGUUCCGACGAUGGUUCGCUGAGCACCCUAGAGAUGUAG
This is a messenger RNA of Cooperia oncophora, 549 nucleotides long. The record is from the annotation of a GenBank genome assembly. NCBI's taxonomy places the organism in Eukaryota, Metazoa, Nematoda, Chromadorea, Rhabditida, Trichostrongylidae.